AAGAGGAGAAAAAGAACAACAACAAAAGAAUAUUUUGUGGAUGCUCUACUUUUCUUGGAAAUGCAAAAGAUUAUGCAUAUUUCUGUCUUCCUUUCUCCUGUUUUUUGGGGACUGAUUUUCGGUGUUUCUUCUAACAGCAUACAGAUAGGGGGGUUAUUUCCAAGGGGCGCCGAUCAGGAAUACAGUGCAUUUCGGGUAGGGAUGGUUCAGUUUUCCACUUCAGAGUUUAGGCUGACGCCCCACAUCGACAAUCUGGAGGUAGCCAACAGCUUUGCAGUCACCAAUGCUUUCUGCUCCCAGUUUUCAAGAGGUGUCUAUGCUAUUUUUGGAUUUUAUGACAAGAAGUCUGUAAAUACCAUUACAUCCUUUUGUGGAACUCUUCAUGUCUCCUUCAUCACUCCCAGCUUCCCAACAGAUGGAACACAUCCGUUUGUCAUUCAGAUGAGACCUGACCUCAAAGGAGCUCUUCUUAGCUUGAUUGAAUACUACCAGUGGGACAAAUUUGCAUACCUUUAUGACAGUGAUCGAGGCUUAUCAACAUUGCAAGCUGUCCUGGAUUCUGCUGCUGAGAAGAAAUGGCAAGUGACUGCUAUCAAUGUAGGGAAUAUUAACAAUGACAGGAAAGAUGAAACCUACCGGUCCCUGUUUCAAGAUCUAGAAGUGAAAAAGGAAAGGCGCGUAAUUCUCGACUGUGAGCGUGACAAAGUCAAUGACAUUGUAGACCAAGUUAUUACCAUUGGAAAACAUGUUAAAGGGUACCAUUAUAUCAUUGCUAAUCUGGGAUUUACUGAUGGAGAUUUAUCAAAAAUUCAAUUUGGAGGAGCAAAUGUCUCAGGAUUUCAGAUCGUUGACUAUGAAGAUUCUCUAGUGUCCAAGUUUGUGCAGAGAUGGUCAACACUGGAGGAAAAGGAAUAUCCUGGAGCUCACACGAGUACAAUUAAGUAUACUUCUGCUCUGACUUAUGAUGCUGUCCAGGUGAUGACUGAAGCUUUCCGUAAUCUGCGUAAGCAAAGGAUUGAAAUCUCCAGACGAGGAAAUGCUGGAGACUGUCUUGCAAACCCUGCUGUUCCCUGGGGACAAGGAGUAGAGAUAGAAAGGGCACUAAAACAGGUUCAAGUGGAAGGUCUUUCAGGAAACAUAAAGUUUGACCAGAAUGGAAAAAGAAUAAAUUACACAAUUAACAUCAUGGAGCUCAAAACUAAUGGGCCUCGGAAGAUUGGAUAUUGGAGUGAAAUGGACAAAAUGGUGGUGACACUUACUGAAAUCCCUUCAGGGAAUGACACCUCUGGAUUAGAGAAUAAGACUGUUGUUGUCACCACAAUCUUGGAAUCCCCAUAUGUCAUGAUGAAGAAAAAUCAUGAAAUGCUAGAAGGCAAUGAGCGAUAUGAAGGCUAUUGUGUGGAUUUGGCUGCAGAGAUUGCCAAACACUGUGGAUUCAAAUACAAGUUGACUAUUGUUGGGGAUGGCAAGUAUGGGGCCAGGGACGCAGAUACAAAAAUUUGGAACGGGAUGGUUGGAGAGCUUGUUUAUGGGAAAGCCGAUAUUGCAAUUGCCCCAUUAACUAUUACACUGGUGAGAGAAGAGGUGAUUGACUUUUCUAAGCCCUUCAUGAGCCUCGGGAUCUCAAUUAUGAUCAAGAAGCCUCAGAAGUCCAAACCAGGAGUGUUUUCGUUUCUUGAUCCCUUAGCCUAUGAAAUCUGGAUGUGCAUUGUCUUUGCCUACAUUGGGGUCAGUGUAGUUUUAUUCCUGGUCAGCAGAUUCAGCCCCUACGAGUGGCACACUGAGGAGUUUGAAGAUGGACGAGAAACACAAAGUAACGAGUCAACUAAUGAAUUUGGGAUAUUUAAUAGUCUCUGGUUUUCCCUGGGUGCCUUUAUGCAGCAAGGAUGCGAUAUUUCGCCAAGAUCCCUGUCUGGGCGCAUUGUUGGAGGUGUGUGGUGGUUCUUUACCCUCAUCAUAAUCUCAUCCUACACGGCUAACUUAGCUGCCUUCCUGACCGUAGAGAGGAUGGUGUCUCCCAUUGAAAGUGCUGAGGAUCUUUCCAAGCAAACAGAAAUUGCUUAUGGAACAUUAGACUCUGGCUCCACAAAAGAGUUUUUUAGGGUGCUGGCAGCUGGAGGCUGUAGGGCUCUGGCAUUUUACCUGUUGCUGAGCUGGGAUCCCAGUGGUGGUGUCUGGCUUGUGCUGAGGCCAAGUGGGGUUUUUCUGCAUUUCCCCAUGGCUGCCCUAAAACAGGGGGAGGUCUGGGUGCUGGAGGAUGCCUGCCCUCUAGCCUGUGACUCCUGCCCACCCAGGGCUCCCCUGGAACACAAGGAGGUCUGGGUGCUAGAGGAUGCUUACCCACCUAGGGCUGUACUGAAUCACAUGGAGGUCUACUGCUGGGUGAUACCUGCACAUCCCAGUCUGCAUCGACCCAAGUGGUGGUUCUCAGAGCUGGAGUCUACUGGUUCUCCCAGCUAUGCUAAGUUUCAAGGUGGUGUAAAAUCACAAGCACCAUCGACCAAUCAGCUUUUAGAAGAAGAAACCGGCCUAACUGCAAAGCUCCCGAUAAAGCGGGCCCAGGCUGAAACCAGCUCAAACCGGUCAGGGUCAAGGGACGGCAACCGACUUUUUUUUUAA
Molecule: messenger RNA, 2619 nt
Organism: Vombatus ursinus (common wombat)
Lineage: Eukaryota; Metazoa; Chordata; Mammalia; Diprotodontia; Vombatidae
Gene: GRIA2
Product: glutamate ionotropic receptor AMPA type subunit 2
Exons: 15
Coding region: 61-2619 (852 amino acids)
Biological process (GO): monoatomic ion transport; modulation of chemical synaptic transmission; synaptic transmission, glutamatergic
Cellular component (GO): dendritic spine; postsynaptic membrane; plasma membrane
Molecular function (GO): transmitter-gated monoatomic ion channel activity involved in regulation of postsynaptic membrane potential; AMPA glutamate receptor activity
Source: RefSeq, a predicted model, not a curated record